Didymodactylos carnosus is the source of this 540-nucleotide messenger RNA. NCBI's taxonomy places the organism in Eukaryota, Metazoa, Rotifera, Eurotatoria, Philodinida, Philodinidae. The record is from the annotation of a GenBank genome assembly.
AUGCUGGCACUGCCCAUUGUUCUCGGUGGUAUGUUUUGUGUUGGUGGCAAACUAUUAUGGAAUAUGAUUGGAAAACCUUCAACUCCCGCACCACAUGAUGUUAUUAUUCGUAUGAAUAGUCUUACUGCAUUAAGCACAAAUGGUUGGGAAAUUUUACUUGGUGAGAAUACUACGGAUGUUACACCAACAAUGCCAACAUCUGAAAAUAACCGUGGUGUAGUAGUUGCUGUUCUCGGUUCGUACAAUCGUGGCAAGACAUACCUACUUAAUCAACUUUGUAACAUUCAGCUGCCUAGUGGUAAUUUAAUACAUACGGAGGGCAUAUCUAUUGCAGUACCAAGAAAAUGUGGUGAAGGCAUCAUUUUCAUAGACACUGCUGGCACUGAUCCAGCAAUACAAAAAGAUAAACUCGAUGACAAAAAAGCCACUGAAGCUCUUCUACGAGAGGUAGGGCUCCAUUUAUGUUCGUAUAUUAUCAUUCUAGUCAAUCGUUUACGUGCCACAGAUCAAACAUAUAUUCAACAGGUAUUAAUGCAUUGA